Messenger RNA from Aureococcus anophagefferens, 390 nucleotides. RefSeq lists its product as hypothetical. The annotation marks the transcript as partial. The record is from RefSeq and is a predicted model, not a curated record. The transcript has a single exon. Lineage: Eukaryota; Pelagophyceae; Pelagomonadales; Pelagomonadaceae. Gene Ontology annotation, molecular function: hydrolase activity.
GUCGGCGUGCUGGUCGUCAGCGGCGGCGGAGACAAGGUGUUGCUGGGCCGGCGCAAGGGCGCCCACGGCGCGGGCACCUGGGCCCUGCCCGGCGGCUGGCUCGAGAAGGGCGAGUCCUUCGAGGCCUGCGCGCUGCGCGAGCUCGAGGAGGAGACGGGCCUCGUCGACGUCGCCGGGCCGCCCGCGGCCGCGCCGUUCGUGUCGAACAACGUCGCGCGCAUGGACGGCGUCCACAGCGUCACGGUCUUCGUGCGCGUCGACGUCGCCGGCGAGCCCGACGCGGAGGUCCGCGAGCCCCACAAGUGCCACGAGUGGGCCUGGCACGCCAUCGGCGACGCGCUGCCGGAGCCCGUCUUCCCGCCGCUCGCGUCCCUCGCCGCGUCCCCCUAC